AUGGCGUGCGCGGUGGAGCGCGCGCGCGGGACGCGCGAUGGGUCGACGACGAACGAGAAGUACGCGCUCACGGGACGGGUCGAUCACGGACAGUACUAUCAACUGUAUUAUAAUCGGUUGAUGGCGCUGAAACCGCGCGCGGUGGCGAGCGCGCGGGCGCGAUGGCCGAACGCGCCGGUUCGAGGCGUGUUGGAGUUGAAGGAACACGAGCCGUGCGUCGUCGUGGGCACGGUGUACAAGGAGAUGAAGGAUAAACCGAUCAUUUUGGAUGAGUACGUGAAGGAUUUUGAGCGAGAAGUGUACGAGGCGAAGCGAAUCGAGCGCGGGAAUUACUGUCGAGAAGACGAUCGGUUGGAAUUCGAGGACGAGGGCGCGCGCGUGCGCGUGCUCGGCGUCGACGCCGGAAGAUUCGUCACGGGCGUCGUGUGUGCGUUCAAGGGGCGAGCGACGUCGAAGGGAGAGUUUGAGGUUGAAGACGCGGCCGUGUUCGCCCCCGCGCGCGGGGGGGAGGAUGCGGUGACCACCGCGGACGGAGACGCCAAGUACGUGUGCUUAGUUUCGGGACUUGAACUCGGCGGUCGCGGAUCCUCGGCGGAGAACUUGGCGCGGAAUCAGAUGUUCGUCGAUUACGUCACCGGGGCUUCAGUGAUGGAUAGCGAUGCGGCGAGCGAUUGCGACGCGGCACAUAUUUGCCAAGUCGUCGUCGCCGGGGGGACGCUCAACGUGAACGCGCCGAGUUUGGACGACUCCACCGCAUCCGCGGCGGCGUCCGCGGCGGCGGUCAAGGAGCUCGAUCUGAUGUUCACUGAGAUCGCCAGCGCGGUCCCGGUCGACGUGAUGAGCGGAAAGUCAGACCCGACGAAUAAGGCUAUGCCGCAGCAGCCUCUCCACCCGGUGUACUUUACUGAGGCGACGCGGUUCGAGAAGACGAUGCGCCUGGCGACGAACCCGCACGAGUUCUCCGUGGACAAUAUCUCGUUCCUGGGAACGUCUGGACAAAACGUCGAUGACGUGUUGACAUUCAGCACCAUCGGCGCCGACGAUGUCUCGAGCUCGUUCUCGGGCGAUGAUGCCGCGAAACCCGCCGUCGCGGCGCUUUCGCAGACGCUCCGUUGGCAACACGUCGCUCCGAGCGCCCCGGACACGCUCGCGUGCUAUCCCUUCAAGGAUCGUGACCCGUUCGUGAUCGAUACCAUCCCACGUGUAUACUUCGCCGGGUGUCAAGAGGCGUUCGGUGCCGAUCGCGUCGCUCAUGAGCGCGGCGAAACGCUCGUCGUCUCCGUGCCGAGAUUUUCCACCACUGGUUGCGUCGUCUUGAUCGACGUCCGUACGCUCGAGUGUCGCGUCACCCGUCUCGCGUGA
This is a messenger RNA of Ostreococcus tauri, 1362 nucleotides long. Its product is annotated as DNA polymerase alpha/epsilon, subunit B. Gene Ontology annotation, molecular function: DNA binding. Lineage: Eukaryota; Viridiplantae; Chlorophyta; Mamiellophyceae; Mamiellales; Bathycoccaceae. The coding region runs from base 1 to 1362 and encodes 453 amino acids. The record is from RefSeq and is a predicted model, not a curated record. The transcript has a single exon. Gene Ontology annotation, biological process: DNA strand elongation involved in DNA replication; DNA replication. Gene Ontology annotation, cellular component: delta DNA polymerase complex.